Dentiscutata heterogama is the source of this 990-nucleotide messenger RNA. The record is from the annotation of a GenBank genome assembly. NCBI's taxonomy places the organism in Eukaryota, Fungi, Glomeromycota, Glomeromycetes, Diversisporales, Gigasporaceae.
AUGGAAAGUCCAGAACAAGGAGGAGAAGGAAGCAGACAAGAAGCUUUGAGAUUAAAAGUUCAGGACAAUAGAAAAGUUAAAAAUACGUCAAUGAUAUAUUCAAAAUUUGACUUUUUAGAUAGACCCUGGUGGAAACCCUCUUAUGAUGAACGCGAUGCUAAUUCUUUUGUUUUAGAUGCCAAGCGCCACCAACGUGUCAUAUUAUUAGCUGUUAACGAAAGUGACCCGCUCUUAUGGAAGGGAUAUAUUGACCUUCAUCGUGAACGUUAUCUGCUUGAAUGUAUUUCCGCAGAAAGUAACAUUGACCUUACUAUCGACUCUAUACGACAGGCUCUAAAAAAACCUGGUAUUCUUAAAUUGCUAUGUGGAAAAAUUUUUGCAUGCUUCAUACCCGAAAGAUCUUUACGUUUGAAUAGGAAAGUGAAAAAUAUCCACGAUGCCAUUAUUGGUAUCUUUCCAUCAAUCUUUUUUCCUGAUCUUCCAAUUGAUCAGUUUACACCUUCGUUCGCACAGCAGUUGCACCGACAAAUUGGAAAUGAAUUGAUUAGUAACGCAGGUCAAUAUAGAACGCGACAUGUUAUGGCGGCACAAGAAAACUAUGUAUAUAUGGCACCGAAUUUAAUCGAGGAUAAAAUGAAUGAGUUAUUCUGUCAAUGUAGAGAGAAAUUUGGAAGGAUAGACUUGCAGUUGGAAGAAGCUAUUAAAUACGGGGCGUGUUUUCUUGUCUAUUUCUUGACAAUUCACCCUUUUAUAAAUGGAAACGGAAGAGUAACGAGAUUGCUUUUGAGUUACCUCUUAUCAAAAUUCACAGUGGUACCUCUUUCUUUAUAUACAGGAUCUAAAACACGAGAUGUGUAUUUACAAUGUCUUCGUGAAGCACGGUAUCAAGAACCAUUUAAUCCUAGUGCACUUGCAAAUUUUAUACUUGAAUGUGUAUACAAGACAUCUUAUAACAUAUGUGUAGUGAUGGAUGUCGAUAUUCAAGAUUAA